AUGGCUUUGCUCCGGCGAUGGGACGUCGAGAGUCUUGGUGACAGCCAUGGCGGCGAAACAAGUGCAUCAACCUACCUCCAGAGCAUAGAGCGCGAUCUCGACCGAAUGCCCCGUCGCCAAGUGCUUGAUUUCCUUGUGCAGUACUUUCUAUCUGAGCUGAAUUGGAUGAAACAGGUCAUCCAUGCCCCCAGCUUCCUGGCACACGUGUACGCGGCGCAGUCUCUCCCAUCCCCUUCCCAUACAGUAGACAGUAUCGGCGGGCUCUCCCUCACCAACAUCCGCAACACCUGCAGCGAAGUGAGCGACAGCCUCGCCCAAGCGUGCCUGUCUCUGGAUUGGAAAGGGUCACUGGUACGCGUUCAGGACACCCUCUUCCUCGCCCUCAAGUUCUCGUGCGAGGGCAGAACCGACCGAUUCUGGGAGGGCAUUGCCGCGGCCAGUCGCGCGGCCCAGAAAGCGGGCAUCCACGCCGAUGCGUCUUUUCCAAGCACGAACGGCGCCCAGAACUUAGAACGAGAGAUUGAGCGAAGGACGCUGUGCAGUCUUUACGUCCUAGAUAGCCAUCUAUCCCGGCAGCUGGACCGCGUGCCGUUUCUCCCGGACGACCUGGUAUCAGAGGCCCUUCCCCAGUUGCGUCUCGGGCUAGAAAUCAGCACCGACACCAGCGCACCGGAGCUCUUCACCGAGCGGCUCAUGCAAGUGCAGCUAGGUCAAUUCUGGCGCAGCUUUGGCCCGCGGCGGAAUGCUGAGUAUGACCCUUUACAAAGCGAGCAGCGAUACGACCGGUUCUGCGCUGAAUAUCUACCGGCGCUGCCGCCUACAUUUGCACUGGAGCCAGAUACUCAAUGGGAUACUCGUCUACUCAAGCUCCCUACGCAGCGACAGCUCCUGCACAUCGCCAUCUUCGACUCCAUCUGCUGGAACUUCCGGCCGCUGCUGCUGCUCAAACCCGCCCAGAUCGCCAGGCUUGCCCCAUACAAACAGGUGCUGCUGCAGUCGCAGAAAAGGCGCCUGGUCCUGGCAGCCCUCAAGAAGCUGGAGGCCGUCACGGCCUUGCACGCCAAGCUCGGCGGCUCCCACACACGCUUUGCUGUCAUCAUCUUCAACACGUUCGAGGCCGCCGUGCUCCUGCUUGGUCUCUGCUGCCACGCCGACUUCCCCUUUGGCCAUGGGGAGGAGGAUACAAUGCUACUGGGCGUCAAGGCUGGCCGGUUGACGCGCCGCAAGGACCUCCAGGCGGCAGAGCAGGCACUUCGUCGGUUGCAGAUGCUCGCUGAUUUCAGUGAGAUGGCCGCUUCAGGGGAACGUGUGGUGACCCAGCUCUUCAUCAAGGCUUCACAAGAACAUGCAUCGGAGCCGGUGGCGCAGACGGGGUCUAGUGGGAGCUCGGCUUGGCCGGGCUCGUUGCUGGACUCGCUGGGGCUGGACGACAACGCCGGACAAUGGGGAUUCGUGGAGCACGCGAAUUAUGGUUGGUUGCCCGAGUCAAUCCCGACCAUGACGCAAGAUGACUCGUAUCCGGUAUUGCAGGGGUCGCGGCUAGGCUUUGCCGCACCCUGGGCCGUUGAUAAUUCAUUGUAG
Aspergillus mulundensis is the source of this 1581-nucleotide messenger RNA. Its product is annotated as fungal specific transcription factor domain-containing protein. NCBI's taxonomy places the organism in Eukaryota, Fungi, Ascomycota, Eurotiomycetes, Eurotiales, Aspergillaceae. The transcript is spliced from 4 exons. Gene Ontology annotation, molecular function: DNA binding; zinc ion binding. The record is from RefSeq and is a predicted model, not a curated record. The coding region runs from base 1 to 1581 and encodes 526 amino acids. Gene Ontology annotation, biological process: DNA-templated transcription. Gene Ontology annotation, cellular component: nucleus.